CGCGCUGGAGCUGCGGACAGCCGUCGCCGCCGACGCCGCCGCCACCCUUUCGACCUGUGCCGCCACCGCCGCUGCGUGUCGCCACCAUGAACCAGGAUCUUCGCAGGGAGCGGGAAGCCGCCAGCUUCAACCCGGAGCUGCUCACUCACGUCCUGGACGGCAGCCCCGAGAGCACCCGGCGCCGCCGAGAGAUCGAGAACCUGAUCCUGAAUGACCCAGACUUUCAGCACGAGGACUUGAACUUCCUGACUCGCAGCCAGCGUUACGAGGUGGCUGUUAGGAAGAGUGCCACCAUGGUGAAGAAGAUGAGGGAGUUUGGCAUCGCAGACCCAGAGGAAAUCAUGUGGUUUAAAAGAAUGCAUUUGGUCAAUUUUGUGGAACCUGUGGGCCUCAAUUUCUCCAUGUUUAUUCCUACCUUGCUGAAUCAGGGCACCACUGCUCAGCAAGAGAAAUGGCUGCUUUCAUCCAAAGGACUCCAGAUAAUUGGCACCUACGCCCAGACGGAAAUGGGCCACGGAACUCAUCUCCGAGGCUUGGAAACCACAGCCACUUACGAUCCUGAAACUCAGGAGUUCAUUCUCAACAGCCCUACUGUGACCUCCAUCAAGUGGUGGCCUGGUGGACUUGGGAAGACUUCAAAUCAUGCAAUAGUUCUUGCCCAACUCAUCACUAAGGGGAAAUGCUACGGAUUACAUGCCUUCAUCGUACCUAUUCGUGAAAUUGGGACCCAUAAGCCUUUGCCAGGUAUUACCGUGGGAGAUAUCGGCCCCAAAUUUGGCUAUGAUGAGAUGGAUAAUGGCUACCUGAAGAUGGACAAUUAUCGUAUUCCCAGAGAAAACAUGCUGAUGAAGCAUGCCCAGGUGAAGCCGGAUGGCACGUACGUGAAACCUGUGAGUAACAAGCUGACCUACGGGACCAUGGUGUUUGUCAGGUCCUUCCUUGUAGGAGAAGCCGCUCGGUCUCUGUCCAAGGCUUGCACUAUCGCCAUCCGAUACAGCGCUGUGAGGCACCAGUCCGAAAUCAAGCCAGGUGAACCAGAACCACAGAUUUUGGAUUUUCAGACCCAGCAGUAUAAACUCUUCCCACUCCUGGCCACUGCCUAUGCCUUCCAGUUUGUAGGUGCGUACAUGAAGGAGACCUACCAUCGAAUUAAUGAGGACAUUGGCCAAGGGGAUCUAAGUGAAUUGCCUGAGCUCCACGCCCUCACUGCUGGCCUGAAGGCUUUCACCUCCUGGACGACUAAUGCUGCUAUCGAAGCCUGUCGGAUGGCGUGUGGCGGACAUGGCUACUCUCACUGCAGUGGCCUUCCAAAUAUCUAUGUCACUUUUACCCCCACCUGCACCUUUGAGGGAGAGAACACUGUCAUGAUGCUGCAGACGGCUAGGUUCCUGAUGAAAAGUUACGACCAAGUGCACGCAGGGAAGUUGGUGUGUGGCAUGGUGUCCUACUUGAAUGGCCUGCCCACUCAGCGCAUCCAGCCGCAGCAGGUAGCAGUGUGGCCAGCUGUGGUGGACAUCGACAGCCCCGACAGCCUAACGGAAGCAUACAAACUUCGUGCGACCAGAUUGGUGGAAAUUGCUGCAAAAAACCUUCAAAAUGAAGUGAUUCACAGAAAAAGCAAGGAAGUAGCGUGGAACCUAACUUCCGUUGACCUUGUUCGAGCAAGCGAGGCACAUUGCCACUAUGUGGCAGUUAAGCUUUUUUCAGAAAAACUCCUCAAAAUUGAAGAUAAAUCUGUCCACGCUGUCUUAAGGAAUUUAUGUCUCUUGUAUUGUCUGUAUGGAAUCAGUCAGAAGGCAGGGGAUUUUCUUCAGGGAAGUAUCAUGACAGAGUCUGAGAUUACCCAAGUAAAUCAGCGCAUAAAGGAGUUGCUGAUAGCAAUUCGCCCAGAUGCUGUUGCUUUGGUGGAUGCGUUUGAUUUUCAGGAUGUGACACUCGGCUCUGUGCUUGGCCGUUAUGAUGGGAACGUGUAUGAGAAUUUGUUUGAGUGGGCCAAGAAAUCCCCACUGAACAAAUCAGAGGUCCAUGAGUCUUACUUCAAGUACCUGAAACCACUGCAGUCCAAGCUCUGAAGGGUCAUGGGGACAAGUGCAGUUCGCUCCAGAAAGAGCUGGACUCGACACCCCUUACACUUGUCACACAAAGCUGCUUGGGAUCUUGACCAAACUCAGAGAGCUAUAGAGCAAAUGAUAAAUUGAGCCCUUUCCUCUUUUUAUAAAUGAAGAAAAAAUGAACAGAUUUCAGAGAUUAAAUGAAAAAAAACGGAUGUGUUUUAAAUGCCAUUAACACUGCAUGAGGCCUGUUGGGCGUCAGAAAGAGCUUUAAGAGAUGCAGCAUGACUUCCAUCUGUGGUGCUGCUGACCCCAGUAGGCCAUGACCUUGGAUAAUUCGUAGAAUGUAACUACUAAGUAGUUAAUUAUUUUCACCUCUUAAUUGCUAAUCACUGGAUCUGUAAGUGUUUUUACUUAAAGGUAUUUUUUAAGUGGGGUAAAGCCCUUCCCACCUUUUCUGCUAAAUGUUCU
Odobenus rosmarus divergens (Pacific walrus) is the source of this 2522-nucleotide messenger RNA. RefSeq names its product acyl-CoA oxidase 1, palmitoyl (gene ACOX1). Gene Ontology annotation, molecular function: fatty acid binding; FAD binding. Gene Ontology annotation, cellular component: peroxisome. NCBI's taxonomy places the organism in Eukaryota, Metazoa, Chordata, Mammalia, Carnivora, Odobenidae. The transcript has 14 exons. Gene Ontology annotation, biological process: lipid homeostasis; very long-chain fatty acid metabolic process; fatty acid beta-oxidation using acyl-CoA oxidase. Bases 87 to 2072 code for a protein of 661 amino acids. The record is from RefSeq and is a predicted model, not a curated record.